AAGAUGAGUGGAGAGCCUUUGGAUCACAUGGAGAUUCUAAUAUAGAGGCAAUUGAAUACGUCUAUAAUAAAGAACGAUAAAGUCUGGUACUCGCCGCCCGGCGCGACAAAUUUGGAAGGUCCUUACACAGUGAUCAGCCAUGACGGGAAUGAGACCUACACCAUUAAACUCGAUUCUACUGGCCAAACCUGCACGGAAAUUCCCAAAGCAAAAUUGCAGAGAUUUUAGGCGGGGUUGAGGGAGCACAGAGCAGCCUUACGCCUAUUGCUGCGCAAUAAGGCAAUGCUCAAGUCGACUUUUAAGAGACUGGGUUCAGAUAUAUGUCUUCGUUUUCCAUUCUGCGUGCUACUGCCUCUUUCCUGGCCUACCCGAUACUGAGAUCGAGGCUGCCUGCUACUAGUAACACCGGCCUUCCCAGAGACGAGGAAUCCCAAGUAGGUAGCCAUGUUCCAAAGCAGAUUGAAGACUACCCUAGAGGUUAUCCUAGAAUGGCCGCCCUACAAAGCAGCGACCCGACAUUCACCAUGUUUCGACGUUUCGCACUUCUUCAUGUCAGGACUCUCCUUCUUGCACAGGACGAGAUCUGCUAUUUGGAAGAACAGCUGCACGAUAUCGAUGAAAAGGAGAGAACACAGCUGUAUUUAAGUUCUCGCGUAUACGAUGAAAAUAGCGAGAGGCAGACAGUGAUUCGAGAGAUAAAAACAAAAUUAAGAGAAUAUGAUGAUGAUCUCGACCGCUUUUUCAAACAAUAUGCCUACCAUGAACCCACUCCACGGAGCUUGCAAAGCUUCCGAGGUUGGAUGAAUUUCACGAAACCGUUGAUAGAACCCGAAGCGAAAUUUAUCCAGUCAACGGAUUUUGUUUCCCCCCCUCAUAAAGUUGAAGAAGGGUACCUCGAGGAGCUGGUGGAGAUAUUGGCUCGCAAGUCUGGCAUCGAUGAUGGGCUUCUUAAAACUGAGAGAGAACGCCGACAGUCGUCUGACCCGGAUCUCCAUUUCUACUCCAUCCGGCGACGCCGAGUGGUUGCUCGAAUAAUCUUAACGACGGUGGCGUGUAGCACUUUAUUAAUUCCGACGGCGGUGUUAUUCAUUGUCCCUAACCGUGGGGCGAGGCUUGGCGUUAUUUCCAUCUUUACUGUCCUAUUUGGGUCCAUAGUAGCACUUAUCACCCAAGCAAGACGGCAUGAUAUUUUUGCCGCUACGUCGGCGUUUGCUGCCGUCAUGGUGGUGUUCGUUAGCAAUAUCCCCUGAAAUACGUACAGGUAUCUAGGUACCUAAUGUCGAUCCACCAUGAUAUUGUAGUAAGUGGCGUCUGGGAAUAUUGACUUGGCUUCCGGUGGUUUUCCGCAAUUGCGAUUUCGGUCUCGGAUAUCAUGUAAUCGCCUAUCUACCUCCCCGAAUCGACAGCCACAAUUGCGAUAGGUGGUAUUGGUGGGGGGGUCCCCUCUCUUG
Molecule: messenger RNA, 1451 nt
Organism: Hypoxylon trugodes
Lineage: Eukaryota; Fungi; Ascomycota; Sordariomycetes; Xylariales; Hypoxylaceae
Exons: 8
Coding region: 321-1250 (309 amino acids)
Source: RefSeq, a predicted model, not a curated record